AUGGCUGAGUCCUACGUCACAGACAUCAAUUCCAGCAAAAGCAGCAGAGGCUACUUCAGCAUCUGGGCGGCAGCUGUUCCCAUGGUAACCAUCAGUGUCAUCACAAUCUCCUCCAAUGGCGCCAUUUUGAGCAUGUUCGUCUGCAGACAAGGUUUGAGGAGGUGUAAGAACUUGUACUUCUUCAGCCUGGCCCUGGCUGAUUUCCUGGUGGGUCUCUCGAUGAUCUACAAACUUACCAAGGAUCUCUACCAUACCUGGGACACCGGCUGGAGCUGUAAGGUUUACCAGACCGUGAAACAAUCCCUAGUUUACGCUUCGUUUCUCAGUAUCUUUCUCAUCACAGUGGACAAAUGGCGUGCCAUACAUUACCCGGUGUCUUACAGAAAAAGAUCAACGAAAUAUAUAAAUAUUGCAGCAGUUAUAUUUGUGUGGUUGAUAAGUUUCUGCAUUUUCACAUUGCCACAAAUAUGGUGGGACAAUUUCAUUCAGAUCACAGCUCAUGAUAUUAGUCCCUGGUUGAAAUCAGCCGGUUUUGGAACUAAUCUGAAACCGCAUGAAAGCAGUAUGGUGCACAGCAGCGUCAUUGCUGACCAAAAUUCUUCGAUAAACAAUAUAUAUCAUAUACAGGCAGGAAAUCAUCAGAGAACUUUAGCAGUGUGUCCGGAAGGAUACAAUCUGAACGUCAAGCUGUCUAUAUUCUCCACGACUUUGUUUUAUGUUUGUCCUCUAUUGGCCAUGCUUGUCUUCGUUGUAACUUUGUACCUAAAAUUAAAAUGGAGAAAGAGUGUAGAAGUUCAAAGGUCAACCAGUGUCACGGACACUUAUUUCAUGACCUUGAAGAAGCCCGCCUCUGACAUCCCGGAGAGCUGUAUAACAGCGACUGGAGACGACGAUUCAACGAAGGAGUCUUUGCUGAAAAACUCCGAACCCAAACUGAUCAACAAACACUUAGCAAUCGGCAGCCGUGGCGAAAGGCGUCACAGUUCUCUACCCAGCAUCUCGCCAAUUCUCAAAGGCAGAACAUCGAGCGGGCGACGAGUGUCGAUGCCUGAGAGCAACAGCGGAGGAGGAUGUCGUUACGUUGGUCGCAAAUGGUCCGGAUGCACUUCAGCAUUGGGACCUAACCAGAACCAGCCACCAAACCCAAUGGCUAACUUGGCGCCACGUCUGCACAAUGAGGACAUGGUUCACGACCUUCUGGUGAAGCAGGACAGGACAACUGUCAACUGUCUAUGUCUAAUGCUGGCAGCACUGCUCAUCUGCUGGCUGCCUCAUGCUGUCGUCAGCAUCAUCAACUCUCGCUGCUGGUGCCUCUUCGGGACAACCAUCACCAUCACUUCCUGGUUCUUUCACUUAGACCACGCCAUCAAUCCAUUCCUCUACGGCCUCAUGUACGUGCAGUUCAUCAAUGUCCUCAAGCAAUGGCUGCUGAUCGAGCGCGUCCAUGCCUUCAAGAUGAGGGACACACUGAUCCUCAAGAACAUCCAGAGAAAGAUCGACUGUGAAGAAAGCAGCAAACAGAGAAGUCCCAAUCCACAGACUAAAGACAAACAGUUUGAUGUGCCGCACCUGGCGCCACAUUUCGACAUGGCCAACGAGGAUUUAGACAACAUAUCGUUGUAG
Candidula unifasciata is the source of this 1623-nucleotide messenger RNA. The record is from the annotation of a GenBank genome assembly. NCBI's taxonomy places the organism in Eukaryota, Metazoa, Mollusca, Gastropoda, Stylommatophora, Geomitridae.